Cercospora beticola is the source of this 843-nucleotide messenger RNA. RefSeq lists its product as uncharacterized. The record is from RefSeq and is a predicted model, not a curated record. Lineage: Eukaryota; Fungi; Ascomycota; Dothideomycetes; Mycosphaerellales; Mycosphaerellaceae.
UCGCAAGAUCGCUGGAUUGCGCCUGCUAGCCAAGCCCACGUGCUCACCUUUCGCUGGCGCCAAGCACACUGAAUCUUCCACAUGUCCGCCUCGCUCGAUUCGACGUGAAAGACGACUGUUGUACAGAAUCUGAGGUAUAUCAAUCAUUUGCGAAUUCAUUGGAGUCUUAGUCGUUUCCGGAAGCUACAGCUACAAGCAAGACGGCACUCGAAAUGGCCAAGAAAACCAAAUCCAAGAGCACUGCUACUCCGAGAAAAGAAGAAAGUGUCGUACAGGAAGAGACGUCGACCACUGCCAGCACCAAUGGCAAGAAAAUGGGUUUCCGAUUCGCUCAAGGCGCGCUGAUGCGAGCGCCUUUCUUGCUGUUCGGAUGUUUAGUUCUCUACUUGUUGAAGCAAAACGGCUACAUCUCCCCCGAUGUUGAUUCAAGCACGACGAGUGAAGGUACUGGAAUGGGAUUCUCGUUCACGCAAAUCUUGGUCGUAAACAUUGUUUCUGAGGCGUGUGUGAAGGUUUGGAGGAUGCUUCUGCGGGAGAAGGAGAUGACGAAGAAGAACAUCUGAGAAAGUCCAAAUGGGAAUUUCAACACAUUGUAUACUUCUGAAGCGUAUGUGUUACAGCCCGGUUCUCUGAGACAUGAUGAAGUACUGCUUCAUUGUUCACAUUUGUUGCUGACGGCUUUACUUCUAGUGCUGGCAGAUCCAUGUUCAGCGGCGCCUCGGCAAGAAUUACUUCGCUCGAAUGAAAAUGCCAGAUCUUCUCGAACACAUAGAGCUCUGCAUUGAAUUCUCCACGAUGCUUUGAUGCGCGAUCUGCUGGCAUCACGCUUUUCUGCUGGCUAGA